Molecule: messenger RNA, 1470 nt
Organism: Pipistrellus nathusii (Nathusius's pipistrelle)
Lineage: Eukaryota; Metazoa; Chordata; Mammalia; Chiroptera; Vespertilionidae
Source: the annotation of a GenBank genome assembly
AUGCAACCGAGACGGCGGCAGGCGCGGGUCGGAACCCCCUGCGCCGUCUCCUCCGCCGUGCGCUUCCCCAGCGUCGCCAUCUACUUGGCGGAACCGCGCAUGGGCCGCAGCCGCCGGGCCUUCCUCACGCGCCUGGCGCUGUCCAAGGGCUUCCGCGUGCUGGACGCCUACAGCUCCGAGGUGACUCAUGUGGUGAUGGAGCAGACCUCAGCCGAGGAGGCCGUCCGCUGGCAGGACAGCAGGCCGGCCCCUCCCCCAGGUUGCACCCGCCCAGCCCUGCUGGACAUCAGCUGGUUCACAGAGAGCAUGGCAGCUGGGCAGCCGGUCCCGGUGGAGCGCCGGCACUGCCUGCAGGUGGCUGUGCCGAGGGAGGUGCUGCCAAACCCAAUGUGGAUGCCACUCUAUGCCUGCCAGCGUCCCACGCCCCUCACACACCACAACACCCACCUCUCGGAGGCGCUGGAGGUGCUGGCAGAAGCUGCGGGCUUUGAUGGCAGCGAGGGCCGCCUCCUCUCCUUUUGCAGAGCAGCCUCCACGCUCAAGGCACUGCCCUGCCCCGUCACAACCCUGAGCCAGCUGCAGGGCCUGCCCCAUCUCGGAGAGCAUUCCUGCAGGGUCGUCCAGGAGCUGCUGGAACACGGCGUGUGUGAGGAGGUGGAGCGAGUUCAGCGUUCAGAGCGGUACCAGAGCAUGAAGCUCUUCACCCAGAUCUUCGGGGUCGGAGUGCGGACUGCUGACCAGUGGUACCGGGAAGGACUGCGGACGCUGGACGAUGUCUGGACACAGGUGCAGAGGCUGACACAGCAGCAGAAAGCAGGCCUCCAGCACUACCAGGACCUGAGCACCCCUGUCCAGCGGCCGGACGCCGAGGCCCUGCGGCAGGUGGUGGCAGAGGCUGUGGGGCGGGCCCUUCCUCGGGCCACCGUCACGCUGGCUGGAGGCUUCCGGAGGGGGAAGCUGCAGGGCCAUGACGUGGACUUCCUCAUCACCCACCCUGAGGAGGGCCAGGAGGCGGGGCUGCUGCCCAGGGUGAUGGGCUACUUGGAGCAGCAGGGCCUCAUCCUGUAUCAGCAGCAUCAGCGCCGCCCCAGUGGAGACCCUGUCCGCCAAGCCCCAAAGGGCUGCUCCAUGGACACCUUUGAGCGGAGCUUCUGCAUCUUCCGUCUGCCGAGGCCCCCAGGGACCACCGAGGGGGGCACCCCGAGUCCCCACCCCUCCUGGAAGGCUGUGCGAGUGGACCUGGUGGUCACCCCCAUCAGCCAGUUUCCCUUUGCCCUGCUGGGCUGGACGGGCUCCAAGCACUUUGAGCGGGAGCUUCGCCGAUUCAGUCGGAAGGAGCGGGGUCUGUGGCUGAACAGCCAGGGACUGUUUGACCCAGAGCAGGAGACCUUUUUCCAAGCGGCUGCCGAGGAGGAUGUCUUCAAACACCUGGGCCUGACGUACCUUCCCCCAGAGCAGAGAAACGCCUGA